Molecule: messenger RNA, 1612 nt
Organism: Musca vetustissima
Lineage: Eukaryota; Metazoa; Arthropoda; Insecta; Diptera; Muscidae
Product: monocarboxylate transporter 9
Exons: 5
Coding region: 38-1612 (524 amino acids)
Biological process (GO): transmembrane transport; monocarboxylic acid transport
Molecular function (GO): monocarboxylic acid transmembrane transporter activity
Source: RefSeq, a predicted model, not a curated record
UGUAGUUAAACGUUGAUGCUGUUAGCAAGGAACUAAAAUGAAAUCGGGAACACGUCUGGAGGCACCUGAUGGCGGUUGGGGCAUACUUGUCUGCAUUGGCAUGGCAAUGCCUUUCGUCAGCGGGCUGGCGGCACUGCCCUCAUUUGGGCUGGUAUUUGGAGAUUUUCUCAAAAGCAUUGGAGCCGAAACGAGUGCCAUUGGAUUUAUAACAAGCGCCUUUUUCUUUUCAUUCAGCUUUGCCGGACUCUUUUCAGGGUCUCUAUUCAAUCGUUUUGGAGUAAGAAAUGUGGGCCUAUGUGGUGGCAUUCUGUAUUUUGCUGGUUCACUGAUACAAAUUUUUGUCACAUCAACUAUCGGAUUAAUUUUUGCCUUCAGUUUGAUACAAGGAAUUGGUUUUGGUCUCAUUGUGCCCACGUCAUAUACAACAUUCAAUAACUACUUUGUCAAAAAACGUAUAAUGUGGAUGAGUUUCUCACAAUCAUUGAUUGGAUUGGGUUCAAUGUUUUACCCCGUUUUGAUGCAGAAAUUUCUGGAAUGGUACGGCUUCCGAGGUUGUCUAAUGGUACUAGCUGCCAUCAACUCGCAUGCUAUUUUAGGAAUGCUCUUGAUGCAACCUGUAGAAUGGCAUAUGCGAGAAGUACCUUGUGCCGAUGAAGAAAUGCAACCUCUGGACCAAAACAGUCAACAACCUGAAAAAUGUUCUGAAAUUGGAAAGGCCUCCAUCGAAGUAGGCCAAGGCAGGAACCAUUUAUCUGUUUCAACAUCAAGCAUAGGUCCCAGAAAAUUAUCGAUUCAAAUGAUGGAAAAAAUAUCGAGCCGUUGUUCCAGCAUUGCCAGUUUAGGUAAUUGGUCUGGUGCGAUGGUUGUCAGCGACGCAUCGCCUGAAAUGCUGAACGUUAUAGGAUCCCGACGAGCAUCCACUGUUGUAUCUGCCAAAACGCACACUACUGUAGACAAAAGCCAAACGCGGAAGUCAAUGUGGCAAAUUGUAGUAGAUUUUUUGGAUUUGACCCUAUUGAAAAAGCCCAUUUAUGUUAACAUUGUUAUGGGUAUAUCAUUUGCAUUAUAUUCGGAUAUAGCUUUUUUCACCCUCCAGCCAUUGUACAUGUUCGAACUGGGUUUUAAUAAGCCCGAUACAGCAAGUAUUAUAGCAAUCGGAGCAGCAGCAGAUUUAGGUUCAAGAAUAUUUCUUGCCUUCCUAGCCGUUUUCAUACAAGUCCCAUCCAGGUAUAUAUAUUUGGCUGGAUCAUUCUUUACAGUAUUGUCACGUUUUGUUUUCCUCAACGUAUACGACUUCAAAGGAAUGGCCAUUAUUACAGCGGUUAUGGGAUUCCUACGAACAUGGAUCCAUGUUCCACUGCCGUUGAUAUUUGCAGAGUAUCUUCCUAAAGAAAGAUUUGCAACGGGAUAUGGUCUAUUCAUGUUUAUGCAAGGAAAUGUUAUGUUCGCUAUUGGACCAUUUGUUGGUUACUUGCGAGAUAUGACGAAGGAUUACAUUCUGACGUUUCAUUGUCUGAACUUCUUUAUGGGACUAUGUGCAUUUCCCUGGAUAAUUGAGAUUGUAUUUUUAAAAUUCCGUAGGAGGGGAAAGAUACAAACCAAUUGUAGCUAA